Messenger RNA from Apaloderma vittatum (bar-tailed trogon), 657 nucleotides. It is a transcript of the gene RAB27B, whose product is annotated as RAB27B, member RAS oncogene family. Gene Ontology annotation, biological process: melanosome transport; positive regulation of exocytosis. Gene Ontology annotation, cellular component: secretory granule; melanosome. The record is from RefSeq and is a predicted model, not a curated record. Lineage: Eukaryota; Metazoa; Chordata; Aves; Trogoniformes; Trogonidae. Gene Ontology annotation, molecular function: GTP binding; GTPase activity. The transcript is spliced from 5 exons. The coding region runs from base 1 to 657 and encodes 218 amino acids.
AUGACUGAUGGAGACUAUGAUUAUCUGAUCAAACUCCUGGCCCUCGGAGACUCUGGGGUUGGCAAAACGACGUUCCUGUACAGAUACACGGACAACAAAUUUAAUCCAAAAUUCAUCACGACAGUUGGGAUAGAUUUUCGGGAAAAGCGAGUGGUGUACACCAGCAGAGGACCAAAUGGAUCUCCAGGAAAAGCCUUCAAAGUCCAUCUCCAGCUUUGGGACACAGCCGGGCAAGAAAGAUUUCGAAGCCUCACCACGGCGUUUUUCAGAGAUGCCAUGGGCUUCUUGCUCAUGUUCGAUCUCACCAGUCAACAGAGCUUCUUAAACGUCAGAAAUUGGAUGAGUCAGCUGCAAGCCAACGCCUAUUGUGAGAAUCCAGAUAUCGUCUUAAUUGGCAAUAAAGCUGAUUUGUCAGACCAAAGGGAGGUAAACGAAAGGCAAGCGAAAGAUCUGGCGGACAAAUAUGGCAUCCCGUACUUCGAAACGAGCGCCGCUACCGGGCAGAACGUGGAGAGGGCCGUGGACACGCUCCUGGACUUGAUCAUGAAGCGCAUGGAGCAGUGCGUGGACAAGACUCAGGGCUCCGACACGGCCAACGGAGGCAGCUCGGGAAAGCUGGAGGAGGCCAAAGCCGAGGAGAAAAGAUGCGCCUGCUAA